Thalassophryne amazonica is the source of this 5098-nucleotide messenger RNA. It is a transcript of the gene abcc8, whose product is annotated as ATP-binding cassette, sub-family C (CFTR/MRP), member 8. Gene Ontology annotation, molecular function: sulfonylurea receptor activity; ATP binding; ATP hydrolysis activity. The transcript has 39 exons. Gene Ontology annotation, biological process: transmembrane transport; potassium ion transport. NCBI's taxonomy places the organism in Eukaryota, Metazoa, Chordata, Actinopteri, Batrachoidiformes, Batrachoididae. Gene Ontology annotation, cellular component: membrane. The coding region runs from base 507 to 4946 and encodes 1479 amino acids. The record is from RefSeq and is a predicted model, not a curated record.
CGGGUUCAGCACCGCGGUCAGCGCCCGCCGGCGGAAACCAGACCGAGACGUGAUCUGCACGUGAGAGGAGAUCGUUCUGGAGAUUUUCUCUGUGUGGCAUGACUGUGACCAACCUGAAGAGAAUUGUUUGACUUAAACACUGCGGAAACAUGAUGAUCUCACGAUAUAAACCGAGUCCCACUUCCGCCAUGUCUUUGGCGUUUGCGGGAACGAGAAUAACUCGGUGGCCUACAACGUGGACAAAGGAGUUCUUAACAAUGGCUGUUUUCUGAUGCACUCAAUCUGGUGCCGCAUGUUUUCCUGCUCUUCAUCACUUUCCCAUCCUCUUCAUUGGCUGGGGAAGCCAGAGUUCAAAGGUCCACAUUCACCACAGCACCUGGCUGCACUUUCCUGGUCACAACCUGCGCUGGCUCCUCACCUUCGUCCUGCUCUUCAUCCUCGUCUGUGAGGUUGCAGAGGGUAUCGUCUCUGAUGGGUUCAGUCAGUCCCUCCAUCUGCACCUGUACAUGCCUGCAGGCCUCGCCUUCCUGGCUGCUAUCACCUCUAUAAUCUACUACCACAACAUCGAGACCUCUAACUUCCCCAAACUUCUUUUAGCCCUGCUGAUCUACUGGGUGUUGGCCUUCAUCAUGAAGACCAUCAAGUUUGCCAAGUACACAGAGCAUGGUAUCGGUCCCAGGCAGCUACGGUACUGCAUCACUGGAUUGUUGGUUGUGCUCUACGGGCUUCUACUAACUGUGGAAAUCAAUGUCAUCGUGGGCAGGCGUUAUAUGUGUUUCUCCAACCCAAAAGAGGUGAAACCCCCCGAAGACCUGCAGGACCUGGGUGUUCGUUUCUUGCAACCGUUCGUCAACCUUUUGUCCAAGGCCACAUAUUGGUGGAUGAACACCUUCAUCACCACCGCUCACAGACGACCCAUUGACCUCAAGGUCAUUGGCAAACUGCCCAUCGCCAUGCGAGCCCUCACCAACUACAUCAAGCUGCGCAAAGCCUUUGAAGAUGAGAAGAGGCCACAGGGUGCAGCACCCCAUGGUGCAAAGUGGAUCUGGCAGGCUUUGAGGAAUGCGUUUGGCAGACCACUUAUCCUUAGCAUUACAUUCCGCUUCCUGGCUGACCUACUGGGCUUUGCCGGUCCUCUCUGCAUCUCUGGCAUCGUCCAUCACAUCAGCAAGGACAACCGCACUAUUCAGCAACCGACGAAGCUGCUCGGGAUCUAUUUCAUUUCCUCCAAAGAGUUCCUGGAGAAUGCAUAUGUGCUGGCUGUGCUGCUCUUCUUUGCCCUGCUCCUGCAGAGAACCUUCCUCCAGGCCUCUUACUACGUGGCCAUCGAAACAGGCAUCAACCUGCGCGGGGCCAUACAGACAAAAAUCUACAACAAAAUCAUGCGUCUGUGCACCUCCAACAUGUCUAUGGGAGAGCUGACUGUUGCUCAGAUCUGCAACCUGGUUGCCAUAGAUACCAACCAGCUCAUGUGGUUCUUCUUCUUGUGUCCUAACCUGUGGGCGAUGCCAGUGCAGAUUAUUAUAGGAGUGAUCCUUCUCUACUACCUCUUGGGAAUCAGUGCUUUGAUUGGAGCGACCGUUAUCGCUGUGUUAGCUCCUGUCCAGUAUUUUGUGGCCACCAAGCUGUCUCAAACACAGAAGAGCACACUGGAGUAUUCCAGUGAACGUUUGAAGAAGACCAACGAGUUGCUGCGGGGCAUUAAGCUGCUGAAGUUGUACGCCUGGGAGCACAUCUUCUGUGACAGCGUGGAGGAGACCAGAGGCAAAGAGCUCACCAGCUUACAAGCUUUCGCCCUUUACACAUCGAUAUCCAUUUUCAUGAAUGCAGCUAUUCCCAUUGCAGCUGUAUUAACGACGUUUGUGGUUCAUGUCCACAUCUCUGAAGAUGCUGACCUGUCCCCAGCUGUGGCCUUUGCCUCCUUGUCUCUCUUUCACAUCCUUGUCACCCCCCUCUUCUUGCUUUCCAGUGUGGUGCGCUCCACUGUCAAGGCUCUUGUUAGUGUUCAGAAGCUGAGUGAAUUUUUUGCCAGCGAUGAGAUUGGAGACGAGCAGCAGGAACCGAAAGCAACAUUACCUCCUGGAUCCAGCAAUCACAACCAAAAUAAAUACCAGGCUGUGCCCCUGAAGGUGGUGAACAGGAAGCAUCCGCAGAGGGACGGCUGGAAUAAGUACAGUUCACAGGAUGACCAUGAGGGGGAUGGAGCUUCCGAGGAUGUCGACCAAGAAAUCUGUAUUAAGAUAACUAGCGGUUAUUUCACCUGGACUGAUGGACCACCGACACUUUCUAAUGUUGACAUCAGGAUUCCUUUUGGUAAGCUGACCAUGAUUGUGGGACAGGUGGGUUGUGGAAAAUCUUCUCUGUUGCUUGCAGCACUGGGUGAGAUGCAGAGGGUAUCAGGAACAGUCACCUGGAACAGCCUGCCAAACCUCGGGUCUGAGGGAGAUGAAACUCCCACAGACAGAGAUGCAGCGUGUGAUGGAGAUAUCAGGAAGAGAGGUGCAGUGGCCUUUGCUUCCCAGAAGCCCUGGCUGUUGAACGCCAGCGUGGUAGAAAAUAUUACGUUUGAGAUGCCCAUGAUCAAACCAAGAUACAAAGCCGUGAUCGAGGCCUGCUCUCUUCAGCCUGACAUUGACAUCCUUCCACAGGGAGACCAAACGGAGAUCGGGGAGCGGGGCAUCAUCCUGUCAGGUGGACAGAAGCAGAGAAUCGGAGUGGCCCGAGCCUUGUACCAGCAGACCAACGUGGUGUUUCUGGACGACCCAUUCUCUGCCUUGGACAUCCACCUGAGUGACCACCUGAUGCAAGACGGCAUUCUGAAGUUCCUGAGAGAGGAGAAGAGGACAGUGGUGCUGGUUACACACAAACUUCAGUACUUACUACAUGCAGACUGGAUCAUUGCAAUGAAAGAUGGCACAAUCCAAACUGAAGGGACUCUGAAGGACAUCCAGAACUCAGAGUCAGAGCUGUUUGAACAAUGGAAGAUCCUGAUGCACAGAGAGGACCAAAAGUUCGAGAAGGAGACUGUGGCUGAGAGUAUGACAGAUCUAGAAAGGAAAAAUCUGCGGCGAGCCUUGUAUUCCAGAGAGGCCGCCAGGACUGAAGAGGACGAGGAAGAGGAAUCUGUAGAGAGUGAUGAGGAUGACAACUUGUCGCAGGUAAUGCGUCAGCGUGCCACCAUCCCGUGGCGCUCCUGUGGCACCUACCUGUCCUCCGCCGGCUGCCUCCUGCUCACUUUGCUCCUCUCAAAACUCCUCAAACACUUCCUAAUGGUUGCUAUUGACUACUGGCUGGCCCAUUGGACAUCUCACGUCAUUGCAGCCAAGAUAGACGCCAUGGCUCAGAACUGUACCAUUGUACAGGACUGUGGCUUCAGUCACUCGUGGUAUUUGUUGGUGUUCAGCGUGCUGUGCUGCCUCGGCAUCAUCGUGUGUCUGGCCACCUCAGUGGCUGUGGAGUGGACCGGCCUCAAAGUGGCCAAGGAGCUUCACCACAAUCUACUCAACAAGAUCAUACUGGCUCCCAUGAGGCUCUUUGAGACGACGCCGCUCGGCAGCAUCCUCAAUAGGUUUUCCACAGACACCAACACAAUUGACCAGCACAUUCCGACCACGCUGGAGUGCCUCACCCGCUCCACCCUGUUGUGCGUGUCUGCGUUGGGCGUCAUUUCAUACGUGACCCCUGUUUUCCUCAUCGCCCUCUUGCCUCUGGCCGUCGCAUGCUACUUCAUCCAGAAAUACUUCAGGGUGGCCUCCAGGGACCUGCAGCAGUUGGAGGACAGCACCCGGCUCCCUUUGCUCUCUCACUUCUCUGAAACAGUGGAAGGUCUCACCACAAUACGAGCCCUCAGGUAUGAGCCCAGGUUCAGACAGAGGUUACUGCAGUUCACUGAUGCCAACAAUAUCGCCUCCCUGUUCCUCACAGCAGCCAAUCGUUGGCUGGAGGUCCGCAUGGAGUACAUCGGAGCCUGUGUGGUGCUGGUGGCGGCUGUAGCCUCCAUCACAAACUGUCUCUAUAACCAGCUGUCGACCGGUCUGGUGGGACUCGGCCUGACGUACGCGCUCAUGGUGUCCAACUACAUGAACUGGAUGGUGCGCAACUUGGCAGACAUGGAAGUACAGCUCGGCUCGGUCAAGAGGAUUAAUGGCCUUUUGAAAACUGAACCCGAGAAUUACGAGGGACUGCUCACUGUGUCUCAGGUCCCUGAUGGCUGGCCCCGGCAGGGAGAGAUUAAAAUCCAAAAUCUGAGUGUCCGUUAUGACGCCACACUGAAGCCUGUGCUGAAAAAUGUCAAUGCACACAUCAGUCCUGGACAGAAGGUGGGGAUCUGUGGCAGGACGGGCAGUGGCAAGUCCUCAUUCUCCUUAGCCUUCUUCCGCAUGGUGGACAUGUUUGAAGGAAGGAUUGUGAUUGAUGACAUCGACAUCGCCCAACUCCCUUUGCAGACUCUUAGGUCACGGUUGUCCAUCAUUCUACAAGACCCCAUCUUGUUCAGCGGGACUAUCCGGUUUAACUUGGACCCAGAGAUGAAGGCUACAGACAACAUGCUGUGGGAAGCACUGGAGAUUGCUCAGCUGAAGCCUGUUGUCAAAUCCCUUCCAGGAGGUCUGGAUGCCACAGUGACGGAGGGAGGAGAGAACUUCAGUCAGGGUCAGAGACAACUGUUCUGUCUGGCCAGAGCCUUCGUCAGGAAGAGCAGCAUCCUCAUCAUGGACGAAGCCACGGCAUCCAUCGACAUGGCAACGGAGAGCAUCCUGCAGAAAGUGGUGAUGACUGCUUUUGCUGACAGAACAGUUGUGACUAUAGCGCAUCGCGUCCACACCAUCCUGAAUGCCGACCUGGUGAUUGUGAUGAAGCGAGGCGUCAUCCUGGAGUACGACCGGCCCCGGGCCCUGCUCAACGAAGAGGACAGCGUCUUCGCCUCCUUUGUGCGAGCCGACCAGUAGCACAAAGAAAAUCAAGUGUCAAAGGAAGACAUUCAAAGUGCAAUUGUCCCAUGGAAUACAUUUGACUUUUUUAUUUUUUAAUCAUGUUGUAUUAUAUUUGUACAUAAAUAAAAUGUUAAAUCUUUAAUAAAAUAAUUUAUCACUUAAGUUUG